Molecule: messenger RNA, 4899 nt
Organism: Girardinichthys multiradiatus
Lineage: Eukaryota; Metazoa; Chordata; Actinopteri; Cyprinodontiformes; Goodeidae
Product: gastrula zinc finger protein XlCGF57.1-like
Exons: 2
Coding region: 953-2638 (561 amino acids)
Biological process (GO): regulation of transcription by RNA polymerase II
Molecular function (GO): DNA-binding transcription factor activity, RNA polymerase II-specific; RNA polymerase II cis-regulatory region sequence-specific DNA binding
Source: RefSeq, a predicted model, not a curated record
CCCCUGGAGGAGCUGGAGGAGGUGUCUGGAGAGAGGGACUUCUGGGCGUCUCUGCUGAGUCUGCUGCCCCCGCGACCCGGUCCUGGAUAAGCGGAAGACGACGAACGAACGAAUGAACUUUUGCUUGAUAUCCUCUACAAACCGCAACUGUAACUUUUAAACUAUAAGCAGAUUAGCAACGAACCACAAGCAACAGCAGUAAGACUAACUUAAAACUACUUCCGGUGUUUCGCCGGAAGUUCUACCCAUAAUCGCAACUACAUAGGCCCUCCCAAGAAUAAGGUGGAUAACUUUGUGCUUUUAGGACCAGUUUUAUUAAGGCAUGAUAUUCGCUUUUCACCACAGCGGUUUAUAGCCGUAAUGUUUUCCGGUCGAGAACCAUGGCCUUGGACUUGGAGGAGCUGAUCUUCAUCCCAGCCGCUUCACACUCGGCUGCGAACUGCCCCAGUCCAUGCUGUAGGUCUUGGUUAGAGGGGGCCUGCAUAACCACGUCAUCAGCAAAACGAAGAGAUGAAAUUCACUGGUCCCCAAACCAGACCCCCUCCGGCCCUUGGCUGCGUCUAGAAAUCCUGUCCAUAAAAGUUAUGAACAGGACCGGUGACAAAGGGCGGCCCUGCCGGAGUCCAACAUGCACCGGGAAAAUGUCAGACUUGGUGCCGGCAAUGCGAACCAAACUCCUGCUCUGGUUGUACAGAUAAAGGACCCCCCAACUCCGCACUCCUGGAGCAGCCCCUAUAGGGCACCACCAGCUGCUCUGUUCUGCAUAUUUCUGCCAUUUUUUUAAGGGGAAAUAUUUCUGUGAGAGCCAAGAGCAGCGCAUUCUACACAGAUUUUGCGGCGUUAUAUGUAUACUUUUGGAACGGCGUCGAUGAAUGUGUGCUACAAGCAAGAGACGGCGUUCUCUCCCAGAACGUGUUGUUAAGCAACACCCAGCUGAACAGAUGUUAAGCAGAUGGUUAAAGAAGAAGCUCCUGUAAACCACAGACCUUGUGCUGACCUACAUGACCCAAAGCCCCACCACAUAAAGGAGGAACAGAAGGGAGUCUGCAUCAGUCUGGGAGGAGAGCGGUUCAAUGGGAAGGAGGAGAUUAAUGCCCCCGGGUUUGCGGUCACUGUUAGUCCCAUAAAGAGUGUGGAUAAUAAACUAUCCCCUCUGCUCUCACAGCUUUAUCAAGACCAGAUUAAAGCAAGAGAGCUUCCAGAAGACAUCAGUGGAGGAAAAGAAUCCGUCAGGAUACAAGAUCAUGGAGAUGGUUCCAUUUCCUUACAGACUGAGAAGGAUGAAGAGGAUGAUGAUGUAAAGCACACCGUCUCUGAGCUGAAACACUUGUCAGACUCUGGACUGAAAACUAAGGACAUGAACAAUGACUGGAAGGAGAGCAGAGCACAUAGAUUUUUGACAGAGAAGAGAAAUGUGGAACGACCAAGAGAAGUCCAGACAGGAGUAAAGUUUAGCUGUGAAGACUGUGGUAAAACACUUAUUGGAAAACGCACUUUAAACAUGCAUAAAAGAAUCCACACAGGACAGAAACCUUUCUGUUGUGAUCUAUGUGGACAACUAUUUAGCUGUAAAUCAUCUUUAAACAGACACAUGAGAAUCCACACUGGAGAGAAACCUUUCUGUUGUGAUCUAUGUGGACAACGAUUUAGUUGUAAAUCAUCUUUAAACACACACAUGAGAAUCCACACUGGAGAGAAACCUUUCAGUUGUGAUCUAUGUGGACAAAGAUUUAACCAAAAAGCACAUUUAAACACACACAUGAGAAUCCACACAGGACAGAAACCUUUCAGUUGUGAUCUAUGUGGACAACUAUUUAGUUGUAAAUCAUCUUUAAACAGACACAUGAGAAUCCACACAGGACAGGAACCUUUCUGUUGUGAUAUGUGUGGACAGAGAUUUAGCCGAAAAACACAUUUAAACAAUCACAUGAGAAUUCACACUGGAGAGAAGCCUUUUUGUUGUGAUCUAUGUGGACAAAGAUUUAGUUGUAAAUCAUCUUUAAACACACACAUGAGAAUCCACACUGGAGAGAAACCUUUCAGUUGUGAUCUAUGUGGACAAAGAUUUAGCCGAAAAACACAUUUAAAUGAUCACAUGAGAAUCCACACUAGAGAGAAGCCUUUUUGUUGUGAUCUAUGUGGACAAAGAUUUAACUAUAAAUCAUAUUUAAAUAGACAUAUGAGAAUCCACACUGGACAGAAACCUUUCAGUUGUGAUCUAUGUGGACAAAGAUUUAACCAAAAAGCACCUUUAAACAGACAUAGGAGAAUCCACACUGGACAGAAGCCUUUCUGUUGUGAUGUGUGUGGAGAGAGAUUUACCCAAAAAGCAAGUUUAAACACACACAUGAGAAUCCACAUUGGACAGAAACCUUUCUGUUGUGAUCUAUGUGGACAGAGAUUUAACCAAAAAGCACAUUUAAACAGACACGUGAGAAUUCACACUGGACAGAAACCUUUCUGUUGUGAUGUGUGUGGACAAAGAUUUAGCCAAAAAGAAAAUUUAAACACACACAUGAGAAUCCACACUGGACAGAAACCUUUCUGUUGUGAUGUGUGUGGACAGAGAUUUACCCAUAAAGCAAGUUUAAACAGACACAUGAGAAUCCACACUGAAAGGAAAAUGGCUAAGCUCUGAAUAUUCACUCAAACUGGAGAGCUGCUGUCGGGUGUUUCUCUGCGAUGUCAUUAAAGGCAACAGUCUUCAAUUAGUUUUACCUUUUUUUCUAGUGGUUAUUUUUUGUUAUUUAUUUUACUCUUAAAACAUUUUAAUUUACAGAUUUGAUGUUUUUGUUUUUUAAGCUCUCUUUACUGUAGAUGGAUGAAGUGAGGAAAACCAUAGCUCCCCCAUACUAUAGGGAAAUUUACUGGCAAAAAUCAAGAGCACAUAUUUUCAAUUUGAGAGCAGGAUUUCAUUCUGCUUGCACUCGAAACUUCUGCUUUCUUUCAAAUAUACUCUGUUCUCUCUCAAAUCUUUGUUUCUGCAGUCUGAUUUAAUGCUUCUUGCAUAGAUAAUUUUUCCUCCUGCUUGCUUCAUCCUCCAUGCGCACAAACUUGCUCUCUGCUCGAAUCAAUACUGCGAUCUGAAGUUUCUAACCUGCUCGCAAAUUCUUUUUGCUCUCUCUGAGAUUAAAGUCUUAUCUCCUAGCAACAAUAUCAGCCAAUAGAAUGACAGUGUGCAACUGCUAGGUCACAGGCUUAGUUGGGUAUCCGCUUGUUUCCUUCUACUGACUGCCUGUGUUGCUACAAUUGAUGAUUGAGAACAUAUUGCAUUUGGCUCAGAAACUGCUCCAGAAUUUGAUGCCUCAGCAGAGUCUGUAACAAUGGUAGAAAGUAGAACAUUAUAGUUAUUUUAUUGUAAAUUAUGGAAGGUGAAGAAUAAGCAUUUAUUUAUAAAAUGUAUGAUUCAGAUAUCAUAGCUACCCCAAUAAGUAAAAAGAAACUGUUUAAUUUAACCCAACAAGGACCAAACCCUUAAAAUGUAAGGUUAGCUUCAUCACCGUUUUACUGAAAAUAUUGUUAUACAGUGAUUUUGUAAGUCAUUAACUUCAUCUUUGAUGUACUAGAUGAAUUAGCAAAUUUACAAAGCAAUUUUUAAAUUUGUCUUCCACUGAAAAGAUGUUUGCUUGUCAUAUUUUAAUGUUUAUGUUAAUAGAAACAGACAUACAUAUUAAACUAUUGAAUGUUUAAAAUCAUUACAGGAUAGUUUGAAUUAUCCAUUGUCGUUAUACUUUGCUGAGUUGAGUUAUCCAUUGAAGUUGAUUGACCUAUUUCACAAAAUUGCGAUGUGCACCAAAUACAUAGAAACACUUACUCCCAGAUUUUGCUCCGUAUGACCUGUCAGGGAAGUAGCAACACAGGUACGCUCAGUAGAAGGAAACGAGCGCACCCCAACUAAGCCUGUGACCUAGCAGUUGCACACUGUCAUUCUAUUGGCUGGUAUUGUUGCUAGGAGAUAAGACUCUAAUCUCAGAGAGAGCAAAAAGAAUUUGCAAGCAGGUUAGAAACUUCAGAUUGCAGUUUUGAUUCGAGCAGGAGGAAAAACUAUCUAUGCAAGAAGCAUUAAAUCAGAGUGCAGAAACAAAGAUUUGAGAGAGAACAGAGUAUAUUCGAAAGAAAGCAGAAGUUUUGAGUGCAAGCAGAAUGAAAUCCUGCUCUCAAAUUGAAUUUAUGUGCUCUUGAUUUUUGCCAGUAAGUUUUCCCCAUAGAUAAUCCUUUUUUUCAAUGGAUGAAAAAGGCUUAAACUAAGUCUUAAAUGGGCUUUCCAAAUUCCUGAUUCCCGGUCCUUUAGGGACUUAAUCACUUUAUGUAUAUUACAUAUACUUGUACGUACGUAUAUUCGUAUUGAUACUCGUAAGAGGGAUGUGUCGAAGCAUUUUACUUCAUUCUGUUCUUGACAUAAGAGAAUAAGUUCCUGCCCAAAGAUUAAGUUUUGUUUUGUCCAGCACUGCAAGUAAGCUGUCCAAGAAUGACUCGGACAUGGCAGACAUGGGAAGAUUAAUAAAGUUAUUGUAAAACGGUCACGUAGGCUGGUUCUGAUCUCCUACAGAUGUGAUAUUACAUUAUUUCAGGAAUCUGCUGAGAAUCUGUUGUUAUGGUUGCCAGUGGAUUUGUGCAUUAAGCUUCUAAAAUAGACAAGAGCUCAACCCUGUUAAAAAUUUAUGAACAGUGCUCAAAGCUAUGGUAUACAAAAACUACUAGAAAAGAAACUACAACCUUCUAAAUAUUAGGUGUGGUUUGUAAAUACGCUUCAGUCUGUAUGUAUAGUUCUGAACCUAUGUGGAUAAGAGAAAAAUUUCAAUCAAUUCACACUUGAUUAAAAAACAAACGUAAAAUAAACCAGCAAAGUUGGUGUCCUGGCAAAAAAAAACUAACUAAUAAAGCAUUAAAAACCCCAAA